CUUUUUAUCACAAUAUUAAAUAUAUACCAACUACUAAAUUACAAACGAAAUUUCUAAUACUAAAGCUCUUAUCUUAACAACAUAUAAUAAGUGUCAAAGAAGGGUAAGUAGAUAAUCUUUAGAUUAUGAUAAAACCAUCAACUUUGUGGUUGCAAAUAUAAAAAAGAUGAAUGAUUCAAAAAAGAUGUUGUAAAGCUGAUGUUAAGUUUUUUAUGACCCAAAGCUGAGUCAUGCAACUGAAAAAGUGAACCCCAAACAUCCCUUUCUUUUCCCAUAUAAAUAUAUGCAUUUGUCUAAGCAGUUUGGAGACCAACACAGAACAUUUGUGGUUGACAGCAUUUCAUUUCAUUUCACUUCAUUUUUAUGCAACAAAAAGAAGCAAGUAAAAUGGAUAAGAUAAGCAGCAAAUCAACAAGUGUGAAGACGAACAGCAAGCAUAUUACACAUGCUAUUGAGAUGUCAUCAGAAUAUAAAAUUUGCUUUAGAAGCUCUCCAAAAGCAGUUUUACCAGGCCAAGCUGCUCAAUAUCAACUUAUGCAAUCUCCAUCAAAACGUUAUUCCAAGAUUAGACACAGUGGAGUGAAUUCUGUGAUUGCUAAGAUGAUCAAACUCGGUGAAUGCGUGAAAGGCGACGAUGAGGAGCAGAGUCUCAAGUACCUGGAGUUCGUGCAGGCCGCGGCCCUCCACACGGUAAUGUUCGCUGCGAGGCUGUACGAUUACGCCAAGGAGAGAUCGGGCCCGCUCAAGCCCGGCGUUGACGACAAUUUGGAGACCAACACAGAACAUUUGUGGUUGACAGCAUUUCAUUUCAUUUCAUUUCACUUCAUUUUUAUGCAACAAAAAGAAGCAAGUAAAAUGGAUCAGAUAAACAGCAAAUCAACAAGUGUGAAGACAAACAGCAAGCAUAUUACACAUGCUAUUGAGAUGUCAUCAGAAUACAAAAUUUGCUUUAGAAGCCCCCCAAAAGCAGUUUUACCUGCUCAAUAUCAACUUAUGCAAUCUCCAUCAAAACGUUAUUCCAAGAUUAGACACAGUAAGUGGAGUGAAUUCUGUGAUUGCUAAGAUGAUCAAACUCGGUGAAUGUGUUGAUAGUUUUUCUAAAGGAAUCCGGGAGCAUGUGAAACUAAGUCCCAAGUUAAGUGAGACAGUGAAAGGAAAAUUAAGCUUGGGGGCAAGAAUCCUUCAGUGAGAGAUCCAUCAAAGUCUCAUCCCCAACAAUUGGGAAGCUUGUAAAAGUACAUUACAAGGUUAUGAUUCCACUCAGAAAAAUAGACACAGCUAUUGAAGCUCAGAGUGCCAAAAAAACAACAACACAUAAGUAUUUGAAGAUAGUGACAGAGGACAAUUUCGAAUUCUGGUUCAUGGGCUUUUUCAACCUUCACAAAACUUUGAACUGUCUCCACCAGGCAAUCCACCAAUCCAGAUGAGACUUUUUCCAAAUAUUUGGACUUCUCAAGAUAUAUAUUAAUAUUUUUCAAUUUGUUUGUUUGUACAAUGUCCAAUAUCUAGAUAAGCUAGCUAAGCUAUAAGUACUUUGUAUAAAUCUGUAACAAAACUCGGAGGCCUAUGAUGUUGUAAUUAUUGUUACCAUGUUUUUUUAGAGGAAAAUCCAUUGCUUCAAUUCUGCAAAUAUGUAAUGCCCCAUUUAUUUGUGGA
This is a messenger RNA of Striga asiatica, 1656 nucleotides long. The record is from the annotation of a GenBank genome assembly. NCBI's taxonomy places the organism in Eukaryota, Viridiplantae, Streptophyta, Magnoliopsida, Lamiales, Orobanchaceae.